AUGGCAGAAGUUCAGGAUGGCCAUUAUGAUUCGACGUCACAGCCCACUGACAGCUUGCGUGUUGAGCCUAUAUAUGAGUCGUUCCUAUGCCCGCUUACCAAACAGGUUAUGCGGGAUCCUGUCUCUAUUGACAGUGGUGUUACGUUUGAACGCGAUGCCAUUUUGAAGUAUUUCAAUGAAUGUCUUAGCAGUGGGAGGAGGCUUGUCUGCCCUGUAACUAAGAUGGAGCUCAGCAACACUGAGUUAAAUCCAAGCAUAGCUCUGAGGAACACUAUUGAUGAAUGGAUGAAUCGCAAUGAGGCGGCCAAACUUGACGUCGCUCGUAAGUCAUUGACUUCUGAUAGCACGGAAAGUGAUAUCCUACAAGCACUCCAGUAUGUUGAUGAGAUAUGUCAGAGAAGUCGAUCCAGUAGGCAGGUUGUUAGAAGAGAUGGAUUGAUAAUCAUGAUUGCUGACUUGUUGAAGAAUAGCAGUACGAAAGUACGGCAAACGGCACUAGAGACUCUUAGCUCCAUUGCAAAAGAUGACAAUGACAAUAAGGUUGAGAUUGCUGCUGGAGACAAUAUUCGCACAAUUGUAAAGUUCUUAAAUCAUGGGCAGACUCAGGAAAAGGAACAAGCUGUGUCUCUGUUGUUUGAACUUUCAGAAAAUAAGGCUCUUUCAGAAAGAAUUGGCAGUGUUUCUGGAUCUAUUCUUAUACUUGUUGGCUUGUCAAGCAGUAAAGUAGAAAACUUUCUGAUUGUUGACAGGGCUGAGAAGACAUUGGAAAAUUUAGAGAGCUGUGAAAAGAAUGUUAGACAGAUGGCUGAAAAUGGUAGAUUGCAACCCCUUCUGAGGCUGCUUCUUGAAGGUUCACCUGACAUGCAAUUAUCUAUGGCUGCAUACCUUGGAGAGCUUGUUUUAAGCAACGACGUUAAGGUACUUGUGGCACAAAAGGCUGGCUCCACACUAGUCAAUAUCAUGAAAAAAGGGAAUAGAGAGGCCAGAGAAGCAGCUUUGAAGGCAUUGAACCAAAUUUCAUCUUAUGAUGCUAGUGCAAAGAUAUUAAUUGAAGCAGGUAUUCUUCCGCCUCUAAUCACAGACCUCUUUACUGUUGGCAGUAAUCAGCUUCCAAUGAGAUUGAAGGAGGUCUCAGCGACCAUUCUUGCAAAUGUUGUGGCAUCGGGUGCACGUUUUGAGUCCAUUCCACUUGAUCAUAAUAGGCAGACCUUAGUGUCUGAAGACAUUGUUCACAAUCUGCUUCAUCUCAUAAGCAACACUGGACCUGCAAUUGAGUGUAAGUUGCUCCAGGUGCUCGUUGGUCUAACUGAUUCUUCGACAUCUGUACAAAAUAUAGUUGAUGCUAUCAAAAGUUCAGGUGCUAUUGUCAGUUUAAUUCAGUUUGUUGAAGCACCACAAAGGGAAGUACGCAUGAAUUCCAUCAAGCUCCUGAAUAACAUAUCACCUUAUAUGGGUCAAGAACUUGCUGAUGCUUUUCGUGGAAACUUUAGUCAACUCAGCAGCUUGGUCAAGGUUAUUGUUGAUAACAAUGGUAUUUCUGAAGAGCAAGCAGCUGCUGCUGGCCUUGUAGCUGACCUUCCCAUGCGGGACUCAGUCCUCACCAGACGUCUUCUUCAAGAUGGGGCAUUUGCAACAAUCAUUAAAAAAGUUACAAGAAUCCGACAAGGGGAGAUUCGUGGGGGGCGUUUUGUUAACCCAUUCCUCGAAGGUCUAGUUAGAAUAGUCUCCCGGAUCACAUUUGUCUUGGAUGAUGAUCCAGAUAUCAUUGCUGUUGCUCGUGAUUACAAUCUUACUUCACUCUUCACUGAUCUGCUUCAGAUGAAUGGGCUUGACAUUGUCCAGAUUGUCUCUGCUACUGCGCUAGAGAAACUCUCACAGCAGUCAAAACAUCUUACGAAGAUACUGCCUGCUCCCAGCCCAGGGUUGUGCUUUUCAAUAUUUCCAUGCCUCAGCCAGAAGACUGUAGCAACUGGGGUUUGUAGAGUUCACUGUGGGAUCUGUUCUGCAAGGGAGAGCUUCUGUCUCUUGGAGGGGAAGGCAGUGGAGAAGUUAGUUGCUUGCUUGGAUAAUAAUAAUGAGAAAGUAGUCGAAGCUGCUCUAGCAGCACUAUCCACUUUACUGGAGGAUGGAGUGGACAUUGACCAAGGUGUCAUGGUGCUGUGUGAUGCAGAAGGAAUCAACCCGAUACUUGAGGUAUUGUGUGAGAACAGAAAUGAGGCACUGCGCCAGAGAGCGGUGUGGGCAGUGGAGAGAAUCCUGAGGAUGGACGAAAUAGCAUAUGAGAUAUCAGGAAACCAAAAUGUUGGUACAGCCUUGGUGGAGGCCUUCAGGCAUGGUGACUAUAGGACAAGACAAGUUGCAGAGCGAGCAUUGAAGCAUGUAGAUAAGCUGCCCAAUUUCUCUGGGAUAUUUUCUAAGAUGGGAGCACAAUGA
Miscanthus lutarioriparius is the source of this 2433-nucleotide messenger RNA. Lineage: Eukaryota; Viridiplantae; Streptophyta; Magnoliopsida; Poales; Poaceae. The record is from the annotation of a GenBank genome assembly.